Molecule: messenger RNA, 1758 nt
Organism: Ostrea edulis (European flat oyster)
Lineage: Eukaryota; Metazoa; Mollusca; Bivalvia; Ostreida; Ostreidae
Product: putative phosphatidylglycerol/phosphatidylinositol transfer protein 2
Exons: 4
Coding region: 508-1143 (211 amino acids)
Source: RefSeq, a predicted model, not a curated record
UUCUGUGUCCAAAUUCAAACGUUUUUUAAAAAAUAUACAGAACGUAUAAUGAACUUUUCAAAUCAGUAAAAAAAAAUUACAGUUGUACUUGCAAACCAGCACAGAUACUUAAAAGUUCAUCGAAAUGGAUCAUUAAACCUUGGCCGACUUUACAUCCUUUGUACUCAGUAUCACAUGUCAGUAUUUUAGUUGUGGGAUCAGGGACAUCGCAGUAGAUAGCACACAAUCGGAGGAUAACAUUAUCACUGGUUUUACUGAUCAAACAACCUGCUGAUAGAGAGAAUAGCCCAGCACCAUCCCAUAUAGGAUUCUGAUAAAAAGCCAAAUAACCACUCACAACCGGAGGGACAUACUUGAGUAAGGUGGACCAUCUAGUCAGAGGUACUCAAUGAUGCAGCAGGUGGGAUAGAGGGAAAACUGUGUAGAAAGAAACGUAUAGAAACAGAAGGGGAUAAAGUUAUGACAUAACAACAAACGGAGUACAAGAAUCGUAAAAAGAGGUAGCAGAUGGUGUAUCUGAAUUUAAAAGGUAUCUGGCAACGUAAAACCGUGAACAUGAUGAACGUAAGGAAAGUACCCUUAAUCAUUGCGCUGACUAUUAUGACCAUCUUCUGUUCCAUGUUUACCGUGUAUAUGACAAUGUUUAAUCAUGGACCAGCAUCCGAAAUUUUGGAAGCUAACAGGCAAGUAGUAAGGAAGUCUGAGAAUUCCUUCAAAUUGGAUUCCUUAAAACUGGAUUCAAAUGGAGAACAAGAGGAGGAAAAGGAGUCUGAAAGUGCUCUGUCUGCAAAGAAAUGGCAAAAGUUUGUGGAUGAGAACAAAUUAGUCGCUAUCGGGGACGUUUACAACUCUUGUGACAAUAAAGACAGAAUCACGCUGGGGAAAGCUAUACUUCUACCCGAUGAAGAAACAGAAGGAUUAAAAGUGCGAACGUUCAUCAAUAUCACUUUAAAGAAAGCAUUGACAGAAGGAGAAUUUCUCAUAGAUGUCAAAUAUAAUGGCAAAGAUCUGUAUGACAACCACUGGGAAUUCUGCACCAUCGACGAAAACCAGAAAAAGAGACAAGUGUUCUGUCCAUACAAACCGGGCUUCUACGAAUGGGCAACCGACAAAAAAAUUCCAAAAUUUAUUCCUAAGAUCUAGAAUACUCCUACCAUCUCACCAAAACAUGUAGGCCUAGUCCGUUUCGGAAACUGUCAUGACGUCACAGUGACCUAAUUCGUAGCUGCAUAUACAUAGUAUGUAAACUUUCUGGGGAGCACUUAUGACUUUUACGACCAACUUUGCACGCUGGAAUGUUCUCGUUUAUCUUAAGAUCAUUCACUCCAAAGCAAAUUAAUAAGGAAUAAAAAUAAGAUUGAAAAUUAAACCUCAGAAAAGUUUUAAUUCAUUCAUUUAAACUAAUAACUGUGCAGUACUUUGUCGUAAUUUGUUUUGUAAAACCGGCCCCUGAGCCGUAGUAGAAUAAUGUUCUUGUAUUCGUAGAUGUUGCAGGAUAACCUCUUCCAUCUGGAAAUGUUGUUUGAAAUAUAAAAGCCUCAGCUGAUAUAUUUCAAAACAACAGUUCUCGACCUCCGAGUUUAUCCAUGCGACACCCACGAAAACGCGAAAUAACGCACGAUAUGGCAAUUGUAAGUCUGAAAUAUUCAAUGAAAGAAAAAGACAUCCCCUAUAAAGGUAUCACAAUAGCAAUGAACUGUAACUUCAAAAUGUAAAUAUAAAAGACGCUUUCUUUGUAUAUCUAUUCUUUUUUUCUUU